Aspergillus melleus is the source of this 2379-nucleotide messenger RNA. RefSeq names its product glycoside hydrolase family 92 protein. The transcript has 6 exons. Gene Ontology annotation, cellular component: cytosol; nucleus. Gene Ontology annotation, molecular function: carbohydrate binding; peptide-N4-(N-acetyl-beta-glucosaminyl)asparagine amidase activity. NCBI's taxonomy places the organism in Eukaryota, Fungi, Ascomycota, Eurotiomycetes, Eurotiales, Aspergillaceae. The record is from RefSeq and is a predicted model, not a curated record. The coding region runs from base 1 to 2379 and encodes 792 amino acids. Gene Ontology annotation, biological process: protein deglycosylation; protein quality control for misfolded or incompletely synthesized proteins; carbohydrate metabolic process.
AUGGCAUCAAACUAUCGUUUUACGAAGUUUCAGAGCAUUUCCCUACUCUUCUUAUCGCUUUCAUGCAUUGCAUACGCUCAGAAUGGCGAAGAAACCAAAGCUGACGUCCUGGAUCUUGUCGAUCCGCUCAUCGGAACCGCCAAUGGAGGACAUUCUUUCGCCGGAGCUACUCUUCCAUUCGGCAUGGCCAAAGCUGUAGCCGAUACCCAAGGAGAAAACCAAGGCGGGUUUGCAUACGACACAACGAAGGUCACCGGGUUCUCUCAUAUGCAUGAUUCGGGAACUGGGGGUGCAGCUUCUUUGGGCAAUUUUCCCAUUUUCGUCCAUCCCAGUUGCCCGGAAAAUGAUUCGAGCAAAUGCAAAUGGCAGCAGAACGACAGAGCAACAGUAUGGAAGAAAGACUCCCCCAAAUCCAGGCCUGGGUAUUUUGGCAUCAAGCUGGAAAAUGGUGUCCAUGCUGAAAUGACCGUUACCAAUCGGUCGGCUCUGUACCGCUUCAGCUUUCAGGAUGUUUCCGAGCCACUCAGUCCGAUUGUUCUUGUUGACUUAAUGGAUCUUCCGCAAUCGCGAUCGAAAGGCGCCGCCUCGGUGGAUGGGUCUACUGGGAGGCUUACUGGAAACGGCACGUUCAAUCCCAGUUUUGGACAGGGGACCUAUGAUCUACACUUUUGUGUCGACUUUAAAGGGGCCGCGGUUCGCGAGACAGGAUCGUGGAAUAGGAAUUCGGUGGUACCUGACCAAAACACCAUCUUGAUUGCAGAAGGAAGCGCUGUACGCACGGAUUCGGCUGGUACGUAUACACGAUUCGAUGCUACAGAAACGGACAGUUCUAUUCUUGCCCGGGUGGGUGUAAGCUUCAUUAGCGUGGAACAAGCCUGUGGGAAUGCGGAGAAAGAGCAGCCUGACUUCGACUUUGACGGAACUGUUUCUGCUGCAGAGGACGCAUGGAGAGACAAAUUGAACGUCAUCAGUGUCGAUGCGGGUGGAGUUUCAACUGAUUUUCAGAAGGUUUUCUGGAGUGGGAUCUAUCGCACCAUGAUCAGUCCUCAGGACUACACCGGAGAAAAUCCCUUGUGGCAAAGCGAUGAGCCGUACUAUGAUAGCUACUACUGUAUCUGGGACUCAUACCGCGGUGUUCACCAGCUCUUGACGCUGAUGGACCCGUCCUCUCAGUCCUUGAUGAUCAGAAGUCUAAUUGAUAUUUACCGUCACGAGGGAUACCUCCCCGAUUGCCGCAUGUCGCUUUGCAAGGGUUGGACGCAAGGCGGCUCCAAUGCAGAUGUUUUGAUCGCCGAAGCUUACCUGAAAAAGGUGGAGAACAUCGACUGGGACACCGCAUAUGAAGCCGUCGUUAAAGACGCGGAAGUCGAACCCCCGAACUGGGAUGUGGAAGGGCGAGGAGGCCUUCGCAGCUGGAAAAGUAUUGGCUAUAUCCCCAAAAAUGAUAUGGACACAGAAGGCAGGGGAUUGCGCACGCGGAGCGUAUCUAGGACUCUUGAGUACGCAUACAACGACUUCUGUAUCGCAGAGAUGGCCCAAUCGAUGGGCCAUGAGGAUGACUACGAGAAGUACACACUACGUGCGUCCAACUGGAAGAAUGUUUUCAAGAAGGACCAGAAGUCAUACAUCAAAGGCGUGGAUACCAAUUUCACCGGCUUUGUUCAGCCCCGACUUCCCAAUGGGACAUGGGACUAUCAAGAUCCCAUACUCUGCAGUCCUCUUAUGAACUUUGAUUCGUGCUACUUGAAUGCCAAUGGUCACGAAACCUAUGAGGGCAGUUGCUGGCUUUAUACAUUCUACGCACCACAGGACAUGGGCUCGCUGAUCACAACCCUCGGUGGCCCAAAGAGCUUCACUGCGCGGCUAAACUAUCUCCACGAAUCCGGAGUCCUGUAUGUCGGCGAUGAGCAGGCCUUCCUCACUGUCUUCCAAUAUCACUACGCAGGCCGACCCGCUCUUUCAACGAAACGAGCGCAUUUCUACAUUCCUUCUCAAUUCAAUACAUCCGUCUCCGGAAUCCCCGGUAAUGAUGACGGCGGCGCCAUGGGCUCAUUCGCAGCAUUAAGCAUGCUAGGCCUAUUUCCUGUCCACGGACAAGAUGUCUACCUAAUCAGCGCGCCCUUCUUCAAGGAAAUCAGCCUCCGAAACAAAGUUACCGGGAAGAUGGCCACAAUUCGGAACAUUAAUUUCGACUCCAGCUAUAAAGCGAUCUACAUUCAGACCGUCAAGCGGGAUGGGAAGCCGUGGACGAAGAAUUGGAUCGGGCAUGACUUUUUUGCCGAGGGGGGUGUCUUGGAGUUGGAGCUGGGUGCGAAGGAAAGUGCAUGGGGAACGAAGAUUGAGGAUCUGCCUCCUAGUAUGAGCGAGUAUCAGUGGUAG